Molecule: messenger RNA, 1231 nt
Organism: Anopheles maculipalpis
Lineage: Eukaryota; Metazoa; Arthropoda; Insecta; Diptera; Culicidae
Exons: 3
Coding region: 203-1180 (325 amino acids)
Source: RefSeq, a predicted model, not a curated record
CGGCCGUGGUAGCCGCCCCUGGAUUGCGGACGAUGGUGAUAGCUACAAUUUGGGCGCGUUCGAUCAAACGAACGGUCCGUGGCCGAUCCGGCAACCGUUACCACUGCCGAAGUGGUCCACCCGCUCGGUCACCCCGUUCGUGGUGGACAAGCUGUGGCAGUACGAGGACCUGGUCGGUCUGAUUGAGACGAAGCUGCAGCGAAUGCUCGAGGAGACGCACUACAACACGGCGAACAAUUUUGUGGAUUUUUACAGGGCCUACCGGGCCGCUCACCGUCACGGCCGCGGUGAGCUGAAGCAACACUUCCAACACUAUACCAUCCCGAUCAACCGUCGGCACCAUAUGUGCGUUAGUUUGGGAAUGGAAAUAGUCGCAAGAAUCGCAGAACAUCAUCCGGACAUUGCACGUCUGUUCUAUCUGGUAUCGUGCGAGGAAGCGUUAGACGAGUCGGAUUCGUACAUACAGCACUGCGAGGAGAAUGGCAUCGAGUAUGCGGGGUCCACGCUCGAGAAGGAACACGCUAUGGUAGCGAUGAAGAUCGUGGUCGGCGGACGGGAAGGAGUGCUACUACUCGAUCCUGGCUACCACGUGGCACGUGCCGUCACCGUUAUGAAGGACCAAAAGUACCCGCACACCGGCUGGUUCACGCAGUCUGAUGAACCGCACUGCAAGCGCGAAUAUAGCUACGCACUGCACGAAGAAAGCAGUGACUACGUCACCUGGACCGAGCGCAUGACACGUGGUGGAAAGCAACAGUACGAACAGUCGCUGGUGUACAUUGCACGACCGUACCGUACGGCAAUCGAUGUAACCGUGCGACGUAACCUGGUGUACAACUUCCGCUCACUGUUGGCCCGUGACGCUAAGGGGCGAGUGUGUGCCGGACUGUACUUCCCGGUCGUACCGAAUCCACACGAUGCGCAGGUGACACUGUUUUACGACAACGCUAACGCUGCACAGGUGAAGCAGAAGUUCAUGUUCUCCCUGUUCAAUGAUCCGGAAAAGAUUCCUGACCCGGUACUGGCCCAUCUGCAAAAUUUGGCCCCCCAGUUGCGCAUGAAGCUCGGCGACCUGAUCGAUCUGAUGGUCGAUCUGGCCCGUUCCGUACACGACGUCGAGUUCGUGCAGCAGGUGCUCGAGAUUAACAACAACAUCAACGAGCUGUCGGCAGAUAAUUAAAGCUAUAAUUAUGCAUUUUUCCCUUCUACUUCUUUACUACAAUUCCCUACC